CCGUGUGUUGCCUGUGCGGAGAUGUCUUCUCCUUUUGGUUAAGGGGGCUAGUAUGACCGGGCCCGUUUAGUCAGUAAAUGGGACUUGUCCCGUGUUGCCGGUUUGUAAUGGCACGACGCGCGUUCUACUUUUCGCGCUUGCACAAAACUUGUGCUUGGUGGGUCUGUAGAAGACUGGCUAUAUUGAACAAAUGGAAGGCGGGAGUUCCGGGGAUUGAUGUGUGGAAAGUAGGCCUUAGGCCUGUUUCAUUAACAAUGAUUGUUUGAACCCUUCCUGAAAUGGAGUGGCAGCCAGAUGAUCAGGGCCUUCAGCAAGUGCUGCAGCUGCUUAAGGAUUCCCAGUCCCCCAACACUGCAACACAGCGAGCUGUGCAACAAAAAUUGGAGCAACUGAAUCAGUAUCCAGACUUCAACAAUUACUUAAUAUUUGUCUUAACCCGACUAAAGUCUGAAGAUGAACCCACGCGCUCCCUUAGUGGCCUGAUCCUGAAGAACAAUGUGAAGACCCAUUAUCAGAAUUUUCCACAGGGUGUUGCAAGCUUCAUCAAACAGGAAUGUCUGAACAACAUUGGCGACUCAUCACCCCUUAUCCGAGCAACAAUAGGCAUCCUUAUCACUACCAUAGCUUCAAAAGGUGAGCUGCAGACCUGGCCGGAAUUGCUUCCUCAGCUUUGUAACCUCUUAAACUCUGAGGAUUAUAACACUUGUGAGGGUUCAUUUGGAGCUCUUCAGAAGAUCUGUGAAGAUUCGUCAGAAUUGUUGGACAGCGAUGCUCUGAACAGGCCACUGAACGUUAUGAUUCCCAAGUUCCUCCAGUUCUUUAAACAUUGUAGUCCCAAAAUCAGGUCCCAUGCAGUAGCAUGUGUGAACCAGUUUAUUAUGGAUCGAGCCCAGGCACUGAUGGAUAACAUAGAUACCUUUAUUGAGCAAUUGUUUGCACUUGCUGGUGAUGAAGAUCCUGAAGUUCGAAAGAAUGUAUGUCGAGCACUGGUGAUGUUGCUGGAGGUCCGGAUAGACAGGCUACUACCUCACAUGCACAACAUUAUUCAGUACAUGCUACAGAGGACUCAGGAUAGUGAUGAGAAUGUUGCCCUUGAAGCUUGCGAAUUCUGGUUGACCUUGGCUGAACAACCUAUCUGUAAGGAAGUCUUGACAGCACAUUUACUCCAGUUAAUUCCAAUUCUUGUGAAUGGAAUGAAGUACUCUGAGAUUGAUAUCAUCCUUUUAAAGGGUGAUGUUGAAGAGGAUGAGACUGUCCCAGAUAGUGAGCAAGAUAUAAAGCCACGUUUUCACAAGUCACGCACAGUUACAUUACAACAUGAGGAAGAAGGAGCUGAUGAUGAUGAGGAUUUUGAUGACGAUGAUGAUACGAUCUCGGACUGGAAUCUGAGAAAAUGUUCUGCUGCUGCACUUGAUGUUCUGGCAAAUGUGUUUAGGGAAGACCUUUUGCCUCAUCUCCUUCCACUUCUGAAAGGGCUUCUGUUCCAUCAGGAGUGGGUAAUUAAAGAAUCUGGCAUACUUGUCUUGGGAGCCAUUGCAGAAGGUUGCAUGCAGGGCAUGGUUCCCUACCUCCCUGAGCUCAUUCCUCAUCUUAUUCAGUGCCUUUCUGAUAAAAAGGCACUAGUGCGUUCAAUUGCCUGUUGGACUCUGAGUCGUUAUGCUCACUGGGUUGUUAGCCAGCCUCCUGACAUGUACUUGAAGCCGCUUAUGACUGAACUCUUGAAACGGAUUCUUGAUGGUAACAAGAGGGUGCAAGAGGCAGCCUGCAGUGCUUUUGCAACACUGGAGGAGGAGGCCUGCACGGAACUGGUUCCAUACCUGAGUUAUAUUCUGGAUACUUUGGUGUUUGCCUUUGGAAAAUAUCAGCAUAAGAACCUGUUGAUUCUGUAUGAUGCAAUUGGCACCCUUGCGGAUUCUGUUGGGCAUCAUCUUAACCACUCUGAGUACAUACAGAAAUUAAUGCCACCUUUGAUCCAGAAGUGGAAUGAACUGAAAGAUGAAGACAAAGAUCUUUUUCCACUGCUGGAGUGUUUGUCCUCUGUAGCCACAGCCCUACAGAGUGGUUUUCUGCCUUACUGUGAACCAGUUUAUCAGCGUUGUGUUACACUUGUACAGAAGACACUUGCUCAGUCCAUGAUGUAUAGCCAGCACCCUGACCAGUAUGAAGCACCUGACAAGGAUUUCAUGAUUGUAGCACUGGACUUGCUAAGUGGCUUGGCAGAAGGUCUUGGAGCUCAUGUGGAGCAGCUUGUGGCCAGAAGUAACAUCAUGACACUCUUAUUCCAGUGUAUGCAGGAUACCAUGCCUGAGGUCCGUCAGAGUUCAUUUGCACUUUUGGGUGAUCUCACCAAAGCCUGUUUUCCCCAUGUCAAGCCCUGCAUUGCAGAGUUUAUGCCAAUUUUGGGCACAAAUCUGAACCCUGAGUUUAUCUCUGUAUGUAAUAAUGCCACUUGGGCCAUUGGAGAAAUCUGCAUGCAGAUGGCAAUUACCAUUGGUCGUCUUGGUUGUGUGUGUCCGCAGGAGGUUGCUCCCAUGCUUCAUCAGUUCAUUCGUCCCUGGUGUACAUCAUUAAGGAAUAUCAGAGACAAUGAAGAAAAAGACUCUGCUUUCCGAGGAAUCUGUAUGAUGAUUGGUGUGAAUCCAGGUGGUGUUGUGCAGGACUUCAUCUUUUUCUGUGAUGCCGUUGCUUCCUGGGUGAAUCCUAAAGAAGACUUGAAAGAUAUGUUUUACAAGAUUCUUCAUGGGUUCAGAGACCAGGUUGGAGAAGAGAACUGGCAGCAGUUUUCAGAACAGUUCCCACCUCUGUUAAAAGAUAGACUUGCAACAUACUACGGCGUAUAAUGAGACUGCUGGGAGCUUGAUAGGUAUCUCUAUGUGCUGGGAGGGUUACCGGGAACUUGUCCAUGUCUGCGUAUUGCACUGCCCUGUUCAUGGGGGGUUAGGGAGGAGUCUGUGGGACAAAUGCCACUCUGUCUCCCAAUUAUUCAAGAGGGACCUCCAAACAAGCAUAUUAAUAAAAAGGAUCUUAAACAGCAGAAGGUUUUCCUUUCAUCAUUCUUCGCCUUCUGGCAGACAGCCCUGCCACUGGAGAGAGAGAGAAGGGGACGACACCAUUCUGUUGGCGAAACUUCAGCUGAGACUGUGGAAAAGGGAAUCAGCAGUGAGGGUCGUAGGCAGAAUAUCAAACUGCUAAGAUAUUCAGUGCUGGGUACAAAUUAAAGAACAGACGUUCAGUCUGGACAAAUUGUGAUGCUUGAACUGUGGUUGAAGUGUAGAAGUUUUAAGAGACACUGAGGGAAUCUUUUUGUGAUGUUACCCAUCAAAUCUCCAAUGAAUUUGAAUCGAGCUUUUUAUUUUUAGCUGAGACUGCAUGGUUGCCAGGUAGAGUAGCAAUCCUGUGGUUAGAUGAUCUACAGCAUUUGUGGUGUUUCGUCUAGAAUAAGGCGUUUCUACAGUAGUUGCCAUGUCGUCUUGAAAGGGGAAAAAGAUCACAAAAUUGCAAAUGUGUAACUGUUGAGCUAACCCAGGAAGUACUACAAUUGUUGCCAUCCUUUCCACUACUGUCGUUAAAUCAGUCAUACUGUACAAAAGGCAUGUUCUCUAGUCUUACUACAGAGAUGCACUGUAACGUUAUAGAACUGUUUCCGUCACUGUGCUGCUCCAUUGUGCAUCCAGGUUUCUACAUUAUUUGAAGGAACUUUUCUACAGGAAUGCUUAAAUUGUACACUUAUGUUAGAAAGGACACGCAAGUGUUGCACUCCAGUUCUGGCUCUGAUCUCUGAAUCUCACCUCAUUGAAUGGAUUGACUGUUGAAAAUGAGAUUGCUGCUACAUUGGUUUUGCUAACACUGUAUUUCGUGCCUCGUAGCCUUCUGUUCACAGUGAAUGUGGCAGUAGUUAAUGCACCGGACUGUUUCAUAAUUUGUCAUGCGUGCUUGCUGUGCAGCAUGAAUGUAAAAUGGGAUUCAUUCAGCUCUGUACUAAGCAGCAUUGUCUUAUGUGAACUUUUAGUACUCUAAUCUAUAAUGCAUUUCAGAUGCUGUUUAUUUGGUGGGGCAUUCAUGUUGCAGAAAAUAUGUAGUAGUACAUGAGGAAGGGUCUAAGGAAGGAAGGUUGAGGUCCUGUGCUUUACCAUUGAAGUUUAGCUGAUUUGUUUCCCAGUGGCAGUAAGAAUGUUCCUUUCCCCCAACUGGGGGACAUAGAACUUUGAGAGGUGUGUUUUUUAGGAGUUGGAGUGUUAGCAGUUCUGCUUUACCAACUGUAAAGGGUUGUAGUUGAGCUGAAUAGCAAGAUGAAGAUUCUGAGCAGAAGUGCACGUCAUUUCUUACUGCCAUCUAGCAUUGAACGAUGCUGAAGAGAAAAGUGCCUGGGCAACUUUUGGUUGCUCUUGGUAUUUCCUCACAUUCCAUAGGUUGUACUGGCACUUGAGGUGCCAGUGUUAACCAAAGUGCACAUAGCUGAUAACAUUUCAUUUUUUUUUUAAAUUCCCAAUUAUGCAUUGAUUCUCUAUAAACUGUGAGCAGUUCUAGCUGGGCAAGUUUAACAGCAUGACUAAGUUGCAUCUCCACGAUGAGCCAGAAUACAAACAGUGCAUGAAGGAAGACUUGAGCUGCCUCUUUAGAGGACCAUAAGGCAAGUGCUACAUUAGCUUUGACAUCUGUUUGAUGCUUUGUACCAAAGGGUCCUGGUUUUCUUUUUGUACCUCAUUUGUGGGUAGUCAGCUGCAUUACAGCUGUAGAUCUUUUAAGGGUAAUGUAUAAAAGAGCUGGGCCAGGCUGUGAUUCUGAGAGUAACUGCAUUGUACUGUUUUUUUUUACUUCUUGGAAACCGAACAGUUGAAGCAGUUGUCGGGGAAGUGAGUUUACUGCAUCGUGCAGUAGUCAUGUUAUGCUGUGUCAUAAUAUACAUAAAGAGAUCAUACUUGUACAUCCCAAUCUGGACUCUUGUGAAAUGCACAUAUAUUAAAAAGGAGCUGUCAUAAUAAUUUUUCAAAAUUGA
This is a messenger RNA of Protopterus annectens (West African lungfish), 4996 nucleotides long. It is a transcript of the gene TNPO2, whose product is annotated as transportin 2. Gene Ontology annotation, biological process: protein import into nucleus. Gene Ontology annotation, cellular component: cytoplasm; nucleus. Gene Ontology annotation, molecular function: small GTPase binding; nuclear import signal receptor activity. Lineage: Eukaryota; Metazoa; Chordata; Ceratodontiformes; Protopteridae. The record is from RefSeq and is a predicted model, not a curated record.